Molecule: messenger RNA, 1448 nt
Organism: Ilyonectria robusta
Lineage: Eukaryota; Fungi; Ascomycota; Sordariomycetes; Hypocreales; Nectriaceae
Product: FAD dependent oxidoreductase
Exons: 3
Coding region: 12-1448 (478 amino acids)
Cellular component (GO): cytoplasm
Molecular function (GO): oxidoreductase activity
Source: RefSeq, a predicted model, not a curated record
AACCGUCCACCAUGGCCCCACGCACUAUGAUUGAAAGAUUCAAGGAGCGAAUUGCACUUGCUCCAGGAUUGCCAAACCCCAAUCCAACCACGUCCGCUUGGCAGGAACCACCAGAUUCAAUCGCGAAUAUCCAAUCGCCAGAUUUCCCCCAAGACACGGAUGUAGUCAUCAUCGGCUCCGGUGUCACAGGCUGUGGUGUUGCUCACACUCUUUUGAACCAUCCUGCUGGAUCUAACUUGCGUGUCACCAUACUGGAAGCACGCAGUGCAGUCAGCGGCGCCACAGGCCGCAAUGGGGGCCACAUUGUAUCAGAUACAGCCGGUCAUUUCCAAAGCCUCGUAGAUGGCCUUGGAGUUGAGCGGGCUGUACAAAUUCUCCGUUUCAGCGAGGCUAAUAUUCUUCGCCUCAAAGAAUUGGCAGCACAGCUCGAGGACAAGGAUCGUGACGCGGCUGAGUUGCGAUCACUCAUAUCCACUUCUAUCAUCAUGGAUAGAGAGACUCUGGAACCUCUGAAGCAGUCCCUGAAAUUGUUGAAAGAGGCUGUUACAUCCUGCACUUUGGAGCAAAAGGUUAUCGAUGACCAAGACGCGUAUAAGGGCGGUGUUGCCGUUUUCGAACAACAUGGAGCUGGCGCAUUGUGGCCAUAUCGCCUUUUAACAGCAGUCUUGCGAUAUCUUUUGAGGGAUUACCCGGACCGGUUUUCUCUAGAAACCAACACGCCAGCGACCUCGAUCGCCUGCAAUGGCGAAGGUUAUGUCAUCGAGACACCGCGAGGGUCUAUCAAGGCAAAGAAGGUCAUUCACUGUACCAACGGCCAUGCUACACACCUGCUUCCACAACUCACAGGCAGGCUGUAUCCGCUGAGAGGUACAAUGUCCGUUCACAGUCCUGGCCCUGCUUUUCCUCAGCUGGGAAGUGUUUAUUCAUGGACACAAAUGCAGAAGCAUGAAUACGACCCGGAGACUGGGAGAUUAUCGCCAGGUCUCUAUUAUGCUCAGCAAAACGCUCACACGGGUGAUAUUUGGAUCGGAGGAGAGAACCAGAGCCUCGAGACGAUGUUAUCAAGCGACGACUCCGUCAUCUCAGAUCAAGCGACGGAAAAUCUCUCCUCCAUCAUACCGAGAGUCUUUGUUGAUACUGAAGGCACGGAGAUGAAAAAGAUAUGGUCAGGUAUCAUGGGUUUUACGGCAGAUGGACUUCCAUUCAUUGGAAAAUUAGGGCCUGCAGUUACAGACAGAACAGGAGACGGUGAAUGGAUAGCUGCUGGAUUCAAUGGCCACGGUAUGGACAAAGCUUGGCUGAGUGGCGAAGCGGUGGCUCGGAUGGCACUGGGAGAAGAGGUGCCCGACUGGCUUCCAGCGGCAUAUCUGCUUGAUGAAAAGAGGCUCGAGAUUUGUACCAUGGACUUUGCAGCAGAGCAGAUGGCCGCUAUCUUUCCUUCUGCGUGA